ACUCACAGAAGAUGAAAAAGAAAGCAGCAAACAACGAUUCUGAUUGGCAAAUGGUCAAUUCUGUCAACGUAAUCAAAAAUUUUGCAAUCACCGAGAAGGAGAGAACAAAACGACUCCUACGCGUAUCAGUUUUAGUUGAAAUUGUUUUAUUUUUAUUUGUUUAUUACUGAUUAGUGCGCCGGAAUCGUUCUGCUGGUGGAAUGGACACUUACCCGAACCGAACAACCGUUUGAUUCUAAUAAAGGAGACUGAAAGCUUGUCAAAAAUGGCCCCUAAACCCACUAACAGCAACCUGAAAUAUCUCAGCCUGAUCACGCUCACCCUGCAGAAUGCGAUCCUCGGUCUCAGCAUGCGUUACGCCCGGACCCGAUCCGGGCCGAUGUUUCUCAGCUCGACGGCCGUCGUAAUGGCCGAGGUGGUCAAACUGGCAACCAGUUUGGUGCUGGUUUUCCUAGAAGAAGGUAAAAGCCUACCGCGCUUCAAGGGUACCCUACACGCCACGAUCGUCAAGCAACCGCUCGACACGCUGAAGAUCUGUGUGCCUUCGUUUCUGUACAUUGUACAGAAUAAUUUGCUGUACGUGGCCGCGUCACAUCUGGAUGCGGCCACCUAUCAGGUUACGUACCAGCUGAAGAUUCUGACGACGGCCGUUUUUGCGGUGAUCAUACUGAGGAAGCGGCUACUGCCGACGCAGUGGGGUGCACUGGUGGCGCUGGUUAUCGGGGUGGCUAGUGUGCAGCUGGCGCAGACGGAUUCCGGGGGUGAGGCUGCCUCCCGGCAGCAGCAGAUGCCAGGGGAACCAGAUCAGAAUCGUUUGCUCGGAUUCGGGGCUGCUGUCGGUGCUUGCUUUUUAUCCGGCUUUGCCGGAAUUUUCUUCGAGAAGAUGCUUAAGGGGGCAGACAUUUCCAUCUGGAUGCGAAACAUUCAGCUCAGCUUGCUGAGUCUCCCGUUCGGGUUGUUGACCUGCGUCGUGAAUGAUGGCGCGAAGCUGACCGCCGAUGGGUUCUUUUUCGGGUACGACGGAUUUAUUUGCUAUCUGAUUGGACUGCAGGCUGGCGGGGGUUUGAUCGUGGCCGUGGUGGUCAAGUAUGCGGAUAAUAUUUUGAAAGGAUUCGCGACCUCGCUGGCCAUCAUUAUCUCCUGUGUGGCGUCGAUGUAUUUGUUUGAUUUCAACCUGACGUUGCAGUUUAGCGUCGGGGCCGCACUCGUGAUCGGAUCGAUUUUCCUGUACGGGUACGAUCCGAGCAGUAAGGCCGGUAAGCACAAAGUAAUUAAACUACACCCGGAUCCGGAUCAGGAGAGACUGCUAGCGGAGAAGGUUUAACACGGUGUGCCGGUCGGUCGAAGGUGUGCAAAAAGUAUUUUUCUUUUUAGACUUAAAUCGAAUAUUUUACUGUCGAUUGGGUUGAUAAUUCGAAUGCAAUUUAGAACAAAUAAGUCCUUGUUACUUAAGCAAACAGCGCGUUUAUUUAAA
Molecule: messenger RNA, 1474 nt
Organism: Topomyia yanbarensis
Lineage: Eukaryota; Metazoa; Arthropoda; Insecta; Diptera; Culicidae
Gene: Ugalt
Product: UDP-N-acetylglucosamine transporter
Exons: 3
Coding region: 266-1324 (352 amino acids)
Biological process (GO): pyrimidine nucleotide-sugar transmembrane transport
Cellular component (GO): Golgi membrane
Molecular function (GO): UDP-galactose transmembrane transporter activity
Source: RefSeq, a predicted model, not a curated record